Rhineura floridana is the source of this 5174-nucleotide messenger RNA. RefSeq names its product ubiquitin specific peptidase 20 (gene USP20). The coding region runs from base 205 to 2970 and encodes 921 amino acids. Gene Ontology annotation, biological process: protein deubiquitination. Gene Ontology annotation, molecular function: cysteine-type deubiquitinase activity; zinc ion binding. The record is from RefSeq and is a predicted model, not a curated record. Lineage: Eukaryota; Metazoa; Chordata; Lepidosauria; Squamata; Rhineuridae. The transcript has 25 exons.
AAAGAGGGAGGCCUCCUGCCGCCCCGAAGUCCCCUCCCAGGCGCCGUGGCCCACCUCCGGGCCCGCCUCUGCCUCCUCCCAGCCCGGCUGCAGCCUCCGCUGCCACCGCCUCCUGUCAGAGCCGCCCGUCUCCUGCGAGCCGCUGCCAGGCAGCCUCCGCUGCCUCCUCCUGGGGCGGCCUUAGCAGGUGAGCCCGGGUUCAAAAUGGGCGAUCCUAGAGACAUUUGCCCUCACCUGGAUUCCAUAGGUGAAGUCACCAAGGAAGAUCUGCUUCUCAAAUCCAAGGGAACAUGCCAGUCUUGUGGAGCCAGGGGACCAAAUCUGUGGGCCUGCCUCCAGGUUGCUUGCCCGUACGUUGGUUGUGGGGAAUCCUUUGCCGAUCAUAGCACCCUUCAUGCGCAGGCCAAAAAGCACAAUCUGACGGUGAACCUGACAACAUUCCGGGUGUGGUGCUACGCCUGUGAAAAGGAGGUGUUCUUGGACCAGCGGCUGGCCUCCCACGCUCCAGCCCCACCAUCAAAAUUCAUGGACCAGGAUUCUCCUCCACCCGUCCAUCCUCUGAAAGCUGUCCCAAUCGCCGUUGCUGAUGAAGGGGAGUCUGAAUCGGAAGAUGAUGACCUGAAACCGAGAGGCCUUACUGGAAUGAAAAACCUUGGGAACUCCUGUUAUAUGAACGCUGCACUUCAGGCGCUGUCCAACUGCCCGCCGCUCACCCAGUUCUUCCUUGAAUGUGGUGGUCUUGUGCGCACGGACAAGAAGCCAGCGCUCUGCAAAAGCUACCAGAAGCUGAUCUCGGAAGUGUGGCAUAAGAAGCGCCCGAGUUAUGUCAUCCCAAGCAGCCUGUCGCACGGAAUCAAGCUGGUCAACCCCAUGUUCCGAGGCUAUGCGCAACAGGACACCCAGGAAUUCCUGCGCUGCCUGAUGGACCAGCUCCACGAGGAGCUGAAAGAGCCGGUAGCUGCAGAGAUGCGGGACUCGGACUCGAGCGAUGCGGAUGACAAGCGGGAGGGUGACCGCAGCCCCUCGGAGGAUGAGUUCCUCUCCUGCGACUCAAGCAGCGACCGAGGCGAGGGAGAUGGGCAGAGCAAAACCGGGGGCUCCUUGGUGGAGGCUGAGUUGUUGAUCCAGGAUGAGGCCGGCCGAGGGAUUUCUGAGAAGGAGAGGAUGAAGGACCGGAAGUUCUCAUGCAGCCACCGGCGGAGCAACUCUGAGCAAGUGGACGAGGACGCUGACGUUGAUACCUCUGUGACGGCGCCGGAUGGCCGGGCUUCCCCAGAAGCGCUCCCUCCCCCCACUCCUCGCCCUGCCAGCCCCUCUAGAACCCCAGAGCCGGACAACGACGCUUACACACGCUGCUCCUCUCGACCCUGCAGCCCCGUUCACCACGACAUGCACUCUAAGCUGUCGAGCAGUCCCCCACGCUCAAGCCCUGUGCGACUGGGACCCUCCUAUGUGCUGAAAAAGGCUCAGAUGUUGGCUUCCGGCAAAAAGAAGGUGGAGGUCCGCUACCGCAGCGUCAUCUCCGACAUAUUUGACGGCUCCAUCCUCAGCCUCGUCCAGUGCCUCACCUGUGACCGAGUGCGUUCCCUUACUGCUGCUGAUCCAGUGAAAAUGGUAUCCACCACCGUGGAGACGUUCCAGGAUCUGUCGCUUCCCAUCCCCGGGAAGGAGGACUUGGCCAAGCUUCAUUCCGCCAUUUACCAGAACGUGCCAGCCAAGACAGGGGCCUGCGGGGACAGCUAUGCCGCCUCACAGGGCUGGAUCGCCUUCAUCAUGGAGUACAUCCGGAGGUUUGUGGUGUCCUGCAUCCCCAGCUGGUUUUGGGGUCCGGUGGUCACCUUGGAGGACUGUCUCGCUGCCUUCUUUGCCGCAGACGAGUUGAAAGGCGACAACAUGUACAGUUGUGAAAGAUGUAAAAAGUUGCGGAACGGAGUCAAGUACUGCAAAGUUCUCCGGCUCCCCGAGAUCUUGUGCAUCCAUUUGAAGCGCUUCCGGCAUGAGGUCAUGUACUCCUUCAAAAUCAACAGCCAUGUCUCCUUCCCCUUGGAAGGGCUGGACCUUCGGCCUUUCCUGGCCAAGGAGAGCGUCUCCCAGAUCACAACGUAUGACCUCUUGUCUGUGAUUUCCCACCAUGGCACGGCAGGCAGCGGGCAUUACAUUGCAUACUGCCAGAACGUGAUCAACGGCCAGUGGUAUGAAUUUGAUGACCAGUAUGUCACAGAAGUGCACGAAACAGUUGUGCAGAAUGCAGAGGCCUACGUCUUGUUUUACAGGAAGAGCAGCGAGGAGACUGUGCGGGAGCGGCAGAAAGUGGUCUCUCUGGCGACCAUGAAGGAGCCCGGCCUCCUCCAAUUCUACAUCUCUCGGGAAUGGCUCAACAAAUUCAACACCUUUGCCGAGCCGGGCCCCAUCACCAACCACACCUUCCUCUGCUCCCACGGAGGCAUCCCUCCAAAUAAAUACCAUUAUAUCGAUGACCUCGUGGUGAUCCUUCCCCAGAACGUCUGGGAGUAUCUCUAUAACAGGUUUGGCGGCGGGCCGGCUGUCAACCACCUCUACGUGUGCUCGGUGUGCCAGGUGGAGAUCGAAGCCCUGGCCAAGAGGAGGAAGGUUGAAAUUGACACCUUCAUCAAGCUGAACAAGGCAUUCCAGGAGGAAGAGUCUCCCGGAGUCAUCUACUGCAUCAGUAUGCAAUGGUUCCGUGAGUGGGAGGCGUUCGUCAAAGGGAAGGACAAUGAGCCCCCGGGACCAAUCGACAACAGCAAGAUCGCUGUGGCAAAAGGCAGCAGCCACAUGCAAGUCAAACAGGGCGCGGAUUAUGGGCAGAUUUCCGAAGAGACGUGGAUUUACUUAAGCACGCUGUAUGGCGGUGGCCCCGAGAUCGCCAUCCGGCAGAACGUGGCCCACGUCCAAGAGGUGGAGAGCAUCCACGGGGAGCAGAAGAUAGAGGCAGAGACCCGGGCGGCCUGAGGGACAGUGGACCACGUGGGGGAAGGUUGGGCCGGCCUUGGCUUCCCCUUGGGGAGUGGACAUUCUGCACCUUUGGGAGUGAGUCCCGACACUCUCUGUGUGCUUGCGCGUGUCUCCCUCUCUCUUGUGUCUUGAAACUCAAAAGCAUACCAAGCAGCAGCAGUAGCCAACUUGCCCUGCUCACAGUGAGUAACACUCCGACUCGUAGAAAGCGAUGUUAAUUUGAUGCCUAGCACACCGCCACCGAGGCCUCCCGGGUGCCCGCUUGCAGCUGCACAGGUGAGAGAGAGAGAAAGCGCGUCCUGCAAGUCUGCCUUUGUCCAGAUGAGAAUGAGGACGCCUUUGCCAAAACCAGUUUUGUCCUUUCUGUCAGUUCUUCCCCCUUUCCUCCUGCCCAGGCCCUGACUUGACAUGUCUGGGUUACACUUGGCGUGGCCUCAGAGGAAACCAGGAGGACGAGUUUUCCCAUCGGCAAUCCUUUUUUGACAGCCGUGACUUUUGGCCCGCUCUUCGUGUGCCAAGGGUAGGCGUGCCACAUUCGGUUCCUUUUUAUUUCUCUUCCUCCUCUGGUAUUUCUGCCAGUUCAGUAGCUGAUGUAGCAGUUCUGCUGGAAUCAGACACAGAAGACUUUUUUUUUUGCCGGGGGGGGCAUUAUAAGGUGAUGUUGGAAGUUGGACACAGUCUCAAGCCAGAGGCAUCAUGGUGACAAAAGUCCCCUUCCUUUUUUUCCUAUUGCACGAAUGGGGUUUUCGUUUGUUUUCCCUGUUCCGACGGGGAAAAGCUUUCGAAACGCAGGGUGGAUCCCAGGAAUGCUAUUUAUUUAUUUAUUUAUUUAUUUGCAAGGGUCAAAGGCCCACCCACUUAUUCAUGACGACUCUCCCUCCCUUCUCUCUCUCUCCCCCCCCACACCCCCCCAUGUGUGCGCAUAAACACAGAAAUACACACACGCACCACUUAGCACCAGGAACAAGACCAGCUGAACAGUAUGUUCCCACCCCAUUGAUGUGAAAAUGGGCCAGUGCACGGGAGAAUUCCUGAGAAAAGAGGUAGCUUUGAAUUAGCCCCUCACGGCAACACCAUGCUCAGCUUGUGGCUGCGCUCGCACCACAGGGCGUACCACGCCUGAUUGCGUGCGCAACCACAAACGCAGGAAGCCUCCCUGAGGGGUCGGGAACACACAUUUGGGCAGAGUUGACCUUGAAGCCAGACAGACAGAUUGCCCACCCUGAGCCAGUGCCAUCCCUUUUUUUUCUGGCUGUGUGAGAAUACCAAGAGAGAUAGGCCAGCAGGGCCAAAAUGCCCCCCCCCCAACAGCCACUACAGGAGUGCCAGAACUAGAAUGGUCCCAAGCUAUGGUGUGAUUGGACAGCUUCUCCGAGGGAAAAAAUCACAUGCACCCCAACAUGCUUGAUGCACUUGGGGAGGUAGAGCCACCACCCCCUCCAGAAAUCCCUGCCGUGUUUUCUACUUAGUAGCUGAUCAGAGAGGUCCCUUUUUGAGCAGGGGUUCUGGUCCUCCCUAGGGGCUCUGCGUUGCUGCACUUUGCACAGAGGCAGCGUCUCUCGUGGCAAACUCAUCAGAAGGGGUUGCGAUGACAGAACUGAGUCUAAAUAGUUUGGCGUUGGACUCUACUGAUGCACAAUCUCACUCUCCACCCCCCAACUUGCCUUGCUGAAUGCUGCCAGGAUUUAACGGGGAUUGCUCUGAAGCAAGCUGUUUUUUUUCUUUUAAAGGGGGUGGGAAAGGGCUGAUGAUGGAAGGGAAGGAAGGAAGAUCUUUUUCAUCUAACAUGAUAUUUGGUGAUGCGGCUUCUGGAGGCAAAAACCUUUGUUGCAAACAGCAGCGGGUUCCUGCUCCUUUUUAAAUUGAAAGAAGAAAAGCUCACCUUGUAGAUGUUUCUCCGCUCUGUGUUUUUGUUGCUUGCCUCGCUGACAUGGAUCUGCAACGCCUAAAAUAACAUCCUCCCAGGCACAGGAGGAGCACCAGGGAGCUGUGACCUGUUGUGGGUGUUUUUUCCGUGUCUCUCAUUACCCGAGGCCGGGCAUCCCUUCUGCUCUACUGUGGAACAUCCACAGGGGGGGCAGCCUCUGUUGUGCUCUGUGCGGGUGUCUCACAAGAGACUGAGAGCAUCCCCAAGCUCUUGUGCGUGAAAUUCCUCCUUUUGUGCUAAGAACGUGAGCCAAUAAAUGCCGCUUGCAUUCAAA